AUGGCCGUGGAUUCAGUCUUGUCUUCGCCCUUGGGUCCUCCAGCGUGCGAGAAAGACGCAAAGGCACUCCGAUUCAUCGAGGAAAUGACCCGAAAUGCCGACGUGAUUCAGGAGAAAGUGUUGGCCGAAAUACUGACGCGAAAUGGCCAAACUGAGUACCUUCAGCGCUUCAAACUUGGUGGCUUCACCGACCGCCUCACCUUCAAGUCCGAAAUCCCAGUUAUUACCUAUGAUGAUCUUCAGCCGGAGAUUCAACGUAUCGCUAAUGGUGACCGCUCUCAUAUUUUAUCGGCGCUCCCCAUCUCUGAAUUCCUCACCAGCUCUGGGACUUCAGCUGGCGAAAGAAAACUGAUGCCCACCAUUAAGGAAGAGUUGGAUCGUCGUCAGCUUCUUUACAGUCUUCUCAUGCCCGUUAUGAACCUUUACGUGCCGGGAUUGGACAAAGGCAAAGGUUUAUAUUUCUUGUUUGUCAAGUCUGAAACAAAGACCCCAGGCGGGCUUCUGGCGCGGCCCGUCCUCACCAGCUACUACAAGAGCGACCAUUUCAAGACCCGACCAUAUGACCCCUACAACGUUUACACAAGCCCAAACGAGGCCAUCCUCUGCCCAGACUCAUUCCAGAGCAUGUACGCCCAAAUGCUUUGCGGUCUCUACGAGCGCGAACAAGUUCUCCGUGUUGGCGCCGUGUUUGCCUCCGGUCUCCUCCGUGCUAUCCGGUUCCUUAAUCUAAACUGGAAACAGCUCACCCACGAUAUCCGAACCGGGUCGUUAAACCCCAGAGUAACUGACCCUUUGGUUCGGGAAUGCGUGGCACGAAUCCUUAGACCGGACCCCGAGCUAGCUGAUUUUGUUGCCAACGAAUGUGCAAAUGAAAGCUGGGAAAGAAUUAUCACCAGAAUCUGGCCAAACACGAAAUACCUAGACGUGAUCGUAACCGGUGCAAUGGCUCAGUACAUUCCGACGCUGGAUUAUUACAGCGGUGGAUUACCAAAAGCAUGCACCAUGUACGCCUCCUCCGAGUGUUAUUUUGGGCUUAACCUUAAUCCCAUGUCCAAACCCUCGGAAGUCUCGUAUACCAUCAUGCCAAACAUGGCCUACUUCGAGUUCCUGCCCCACGAUCCCAACUCGCCCGGGUUCACUCGCGACUCGCCUCCCAAACUCGUUGACCUGGCGGAUGUUGAAAUUGGUAAAGAAUACGAGCUAGUAAUUACUACAUAUGCUGGAUUGUACAGGUACCGCGUGGGCGACAUUCUCCGUGUCACCGGAUUUCAUAAUUCAGCGCCUCAGUUCCGCUUUGUGAGGAGAAAAAAUGUUUUGUUGAGCAUCGACGCGGACAAGACCGACGAGGCCGAGUUACAAAAGGCGGUUGAAAAUGCUUCUCAGCUGUUGCGCGAAUAUAAUACUAGCGUGGUGGAGUACACGAGUUUUGCAGACGCGAAGACGAUUCCGGGUCACUACGUGAUUUAUUGGGAGUUAAUGGUCAAGGACGCGGCCCACUCGCCCAGUGAUGAGGCGUUGAACCGGUGCUGUUUAGCCAUGGAAGAGUCGCUCAACUCAGUCUACCGACAGGGUCGAGUUGCUGACAACUCAAUUGGCCCGCUGGAGAUCCGUGUGGUAAAAAGCGGGACUUUUGAAGAGUUGAUGGAUUAUGCUAUUUCUAGGGGUGCUUCAAUUAAUCAGUACAAGGUGCCUAGGUGCGUCAGCUUUACCCCAAUUGUGGAACUUCUUGACUCCAGAGUCGUCUCGGUACAUUUUAGCCCAUCAUUGCCCCGUUGGACUCCCGAACGACGCCGGUAAAAAGUUAGUGGUAGAAGUAUGUUCCCGCCCAAGAGAGUCAACGCAAGAUUCCUUGGAUAAGGAUGAUGUGUA
Coffea eugenioides is the source of this 1869-nucleotide messenger RNA. RefSeq names its product probable indole-3-acetic acid-amido synthetase GH3.1. The coding region runs from base 1 to 1797 and encodes 598 amino acids. The record is from RefSeq and is a predicted model, not a curated record. The transcript has 3 exons. Gene Ontology annotation, molecular function: acid-amino acid ligase activity. NCBI's taxonomy places the organism in Eukaryota, Viridiplantae, Streptophyta, Magnoliopsida, Gentianales, Rubiaceae. Gene Ontology annotation, cellular component: cytoplasm.